AUGGCCGAUAGACAUCAGAAAAACUCCAGAUCAUCCAAACCCCUCGAUCCAAAUAUCGACAUGGGUCCUCUUCUUGGCUCCCUACGCUCAUGGAACGACAUCGAGAAAGAGAUGUCCGCAAAACAGAGAAGAGAAGAAGCGAACAAAUCGCCUGCCCAAAAAGCCAAGGAAAAUUAUGAACGAGAAGCACAGGUUUCUAGACACGCUAGACGUAUGCAGAAUCGUGCCACGAUUGAAAAGGAGAGAGGAACACCAUGGGAUACCGAGCGACAGACGACAGAUAAAGCCGCAAAGCGUCUACUCAAUUACAUCAAAGCACAAAACCAGCAAGCCCAACAUUCCAACAAAUGGGGAAGUAAGAUUGCUUCUAAACUCCAUUCGAAAGCAACACAAGAGCGGAUCGAAGCGGAAGCGAAACAACAGAUCCUAGCGUUGGAGAGGAGUUUUGAGGUGGCUAGACAGGCAGAAGAAGUGUGUUGGUUACAGGAGCUAGGAGUGAAUCGCAAUGCGAGAAAUGCUAAGAUACAUGUUGAGAAAUGUAUGACAUCAGAAAGUCUCCUAGAACGAGGGGGCUCUUGUUGCGAGGACUGUCAGUAUGAUUCUAGACUUGCUUUCUUUGCGGAAGAGGAACAGCAAAGUAGGCUUAGGGUUGAAUAUUAUGGAAAUUAG
Molecule: messenger RNA, 669 nt
Organism: Botrytis byssoidea
Lineage: Eukaryota; Fungi; Ascomycota; Leotiomycetes; Helotiales; Sclerotiniaceae
Exons: 1
Coding region: 1-669 (222 amino acids)
Source: RefSeq, a predicted model, not a curated record